This is a messenger RNA of Haemonchus placei, 228 nucleotides long. NCBI's taxonomy places the organism in Eukaryota, Metazoa, Nematoda, Chromadorea, Rhabditida, Trichostrongylidae. The record is from the annotation of a GenBank genome assembly.
AUGGCAUGCAACUUCAUGAUGGGUCAACAAUUUGCCGAUCAACUUGGAUUGAAGCGAACACUCGGCAAAACUCCAUGGAAGUUUGACCGCCAAAUCGCUGGAUUCAAGACGUUAUUCAAAGGACUCACCUUCAUCACAGUACGAGGUGCGGGUCAUAUGGCACCGCAAUGGAGAGCUCCUCAGAUGUACUACGCUAUUCAACAAUUCUUGCUCAAUCAUCCUAUUUAA